GCUGGCUCCUGGAAGUUGAGAGAGUAGCGACGCUAAGGUGGUAGCUGCCGCCGCGACCGCCGCGGGAUAAGCCGGGUAGAGUUGCUGAGGAUCUGCCAGACUUAUUGAUUAACUAUGGAGGAUUAUACCAAAAUAGAGAAAAUUGGAGAGGGUACCUAUGGAGUUGUGUAUAAGGGUAGACACAAAACUACAGGUCAAGUGGUAGCCAUGAAGAAAAUCAGACUAGAAAGUGAAGAGGAAGGGGUUCCUAGCACUGCAAUUCGGGAAAUUUCUCUAUUAAAAGAACUUCGUCAUCCAAAUAUAGUCAGUCUUCAAGAUGUGCUUAUGCAGGAUUCCAGGUUAUAUCUCAUCUUUGAAUUUCUUUCCAUGGACCUCAAGAAAUAUUUGGAUUCUAUCCCUCCUGGUCAGUUCAUGGAUUCUUCACUUGUUAAGAGUUAUUUAUACCAAAUCCUCCAGGGGAUUGUGUUUUGUCACUCUAGAAGAGUUCUUCACCGGGACUUAAAACCUCAAAAUCUCCUGAUUGAUGACAAAGGAACAAUUAAACUGGCUGAUUUUGGCCUUGCCAGAGCUUUUGGAAUACCCAUUCGGGUAUAUACACAUGAGGUAGUAACACUCUGGUACAGAUCCCCAGAAGUAUUGCUGGGGUCAGCUCGGUACUCGACUCCAGUUGACAUUUGGAGUAUAGGCACCAUAUUUGCAGAAUUAGCAACUAAGAAACCACUUUUCCAUGGGGAUUCAGAAAUUGAUCAACUCUUCAGGAUUUUCAGAGCUUUGGGCACUCCCAAUAAUGAAGUGUGGCCAGAAGUGGAAUCUUUACAGGACUAUAAGAACACAUUUCCCAAGUGGAAACCAGGAAGUCUAGCAUCCCAUGUUAAAAACUUGGAUGAAAAUGGCUUAGAUUUGCUCUCGAAAAUGUUAGUCUAUGAUCCUGCCAAACGAAUUUCUGGCAAAAUGGCAUUGAAUCAUCCAUAUUUUAAUGAUUUGGACAAUCAGAUUAAGAAGAUGUAACUUUCUGACAAAAAGUUUCCACGUUCCAGAUAGUUGUAUUUUUACUGUUAACUCUAUUUUUGUCUUGUAUAUUUUUCUUUUCUUUGUUGUAAAACUUAUGCUGUACUUCAUCUUCUAAUUUCAAAAAUAUAACUUAAAAAUGUAAAUAUUCUAUAUGAAUUUAAAUAUAAUUUGUAUAUGCGUGUAGAUCUCACUGUAACAACCGUUUGUUACUAUAAUAAAACUAUAAUUCUGGUAUUGAUGUCAGGAAU
This is a messenger RNA of Nycticebus coucang (slow loris), 1259 nucleotides long. RefSeq names its product cyclin dependent kinase 1 (gene CDK1). The transcript is spliced from 8 exons. The record is from RefSeq and is a predicted model, not a curated record. NCBI's taxonomy places the organism in Eukaryota, Metazoa, Chordata, Mammalia, Primates, Lorisidae. Bases 115 to 1008 code for a protein of 297 amino acids. Gene Ontology annotation, molecular function: RNA polymerase II CTD heptapeptide repeat kinase activity; cyclin-dependent protein serine/threonine kinase activity; ATP binding. Gene Ontology annotation, biological process: G2/M transition of mitotic cell cycle; protein phosphorylation; mitotic G2 DNA damage checkpoint signaling. Gene Ontology annotation, cellular component: nucleus.